This is a messenger RNA of Oikopleura dioica, 891 nucleotides long. The record is from the annotation of a GenBank genome assembly. NCBI's taxonomy places the organism in Eukaryota, Metazoa, Chordata, Appendicularia, Copelata, Oikopleuridae.
AUGAGCCGAGUGAUAGACUGCGAUGAGGACUCUUUCUUCGGCCGGACCUUAGAUGCCAGUCGCAAAUUUGUCGUCGACUUUACAGCGAGCUGGUGCGCUCCGUGCCGCCAGAUGGCUCCGAAAUUCGAUGAGCUUUCAGUUCAAUAUCCUUAUCUUACUUUCUUAAAAGUUGACAUCGAUAAGUGUCCCGUCGGAGCAGAUAAAUAUGGAAUCAGAUCAGUUCCGUCUUUCGUCUUCCUCGAAGGCACUAAUCAGAUUGAUUACGUUGGCGGAAUGGACCCUGAUCAGCUGGCGGAGAAAUGCAAGAAACAUGGAACCCCUGUAAAAGGCGACCCAGUUGAGCAUGAUCUUGUUUGUAGCCUAGAAGAGCUAUUCGUUGGUUUGACGAAAAAGAUUAAAAUCGUUCGAAAACGUCGUCAAAUGGAUGGUGAUUUUUACGACAAUGAAAAAGUUCUUGAGGUCCCUGUCAAAGCUGGAUGGAAAGCUGGAACUAAAAUAACGUUUGCCGGAGAAGGAGAUGAAGAGGGAAUGAAACUGGCUUCAGAUAUCAUCUUUGUUGUGAAAGAAAAGGAGCACCCGCGUUACACUCGCGAAGGCAACAAUCUCGUUUAUUCUUUUGAUAUUCCCCUCAAAGAAGUGCUUCUUCAUGGGAUCGAGCAAGAUGUACCACUCUUCGAUGGAGAAAGAGUUCAUAGCUUCCGUGCUGAUACUGAUCCGACGCUGAUGGUGGACGAUUUUGUUGUACCUGGAGAAGGAAUGCCAAUCAGCAAAGCACCCGGAACUAGAGGCGAUCUGAUAAUCCGACCAAAUAUUAAACUUCCCUCGUGUGCGACGAUAGACGCGCUGACUGAGGAUCAGAGGGAUUCUUUAGCGGAUAUUCUAUCUUACUAG